Molecule: messenger RNA, 1137 nt
Organism: Diaporthe amygdali
Lineage: Eukaryota; Fungi; Ascomycota; Sordariomycetes; Diaporthales; Diaporthaceae
Product: duf341 family
Exons: 8
Coding region: 1-1137 (378 amino acids)
Cellular component (GO): nucleus; cytoplasm
Source: RefSeq, a predicted model, not a curated record
AUGAGGUUCCUGUGUCUGCCUGGUGCAUAUGGUAGCGCCGACAAAUUCCAAGUUCAACUAGCUCCCUUCCUGAAGGAGCUUACCGAUGAUGGAACUGCCUCAUUCUACUUCUGCCAUGGUCCAUGCAAGGCAGUUCCACCUCCCGGGUUUGAAGACUACUUUGGGCAUCCACCAUACUACAGGUUCAUUGAACCAGAUGAGAAGCCAGAUGCGCCUCGAAUUAUUAAAAAAGCCAAGAAAGACGAUGUGCUCGCUCGAAUCCGCGAAUUUCCAUCAUGGUGUGAGACUCCAGAGGACACCAUGCGAGAGUUGAUGCGUGAGGGUCUGGCAACAUCCCACCGCAGCACCGACCGUGCAAUCAAGUAUCUGUCAGAGGUGAUGGCCAAACAUGGCCCUUUUGACGGGAUAAUUGGCUACUCAGAGGGUGCGACUGUGGCUGCGACUAUGCUUCUGCACGAGCAGAGGUUGUUCCGAAAAGUGGGACUCGAGCCCAUGUUCAAAUAUGCCAUUUUCUUCGCAGGCUGGCCUCCUGUCGAUCCCAUCUCUCACCACCUUGUUUUAUCAGACGAGAGUGAGGACAGGAUAGACAUUCCAACAUUGCACAUUGUCGGCUCUUUGGACCCAUACAUCGAUGGUUCCAUGGCCUUGUACAACGUUUGUGACGCCGACACCGCGUAUCUUUUUGAUCACGCAAAAGGACAUACGCUCCCCAGAGACAGGGAGACGAAUCUUGCUGCGACUGUACCACCCGCCAUAUUCGAGCCUAUCGCAUUCCAAAUCACGUUGGUCAAGACUUCGUCUUCGACACACACUCUCAGGGACAAGGACACUCCUGUGGUUUUACCUGCCUUCAAUACGAUUACGACUAUCUUCGAUGGUAGAUAUGCCGAGACCGAGCUGAUUGGCAGGGAGCUCCAGACCUCACUAAAGCGUCCCCCUGGAAUCAACCUAGCAUAUGGCAUGGUUUCGGAAGCGUCUCCGGGAUCAGGCCCAGGCAUCAGACGAUCGCUAUGGCACCUGUCAUACCAAACCGUGCUGCCGUCACAUGUUGAUGCCUCAGGAUUCAGAUGCCCGAUCCAGCCUCGCCAGUCGAAUCUGCCUUGCCACCAAAACGGGCUGCGCCGUGUCCCGGUUUGA